AUGACCUCGACUUCCAGCAAUGCAGAGGUUCAUUAUAGUCCUUGUUACUUCACUUGUUCUCAAGCUCGGGCUGCUCUUCCGACUACAAGUACACAAGAAACCAAAGAACUUAAUUUAUUCAAAGUUCGCUUGCUUGCAAAAGAACUUGUUUUAGUCAAAAAUCGCUUGCUUGCAUUACCUCAAGAAGAACCAGACGAAUAUAGAGGAUCAAGGGAACUCAUUUUAAGUAAAAAUGUAUCACUUGAUGCCUAUUUAAAAUAUCAUGAACAUGACCCGAAUCUUCCAGUACUCAUAUACUUAGACAAUGGAACAAUCAAAGCGUAUGAAUUACCUACUCUUCCUCAUGCAACUGCAUCAGCAACCAUAAAAGUUGCAAUGGGUGCAUGGAAUCGUUGGGAUUUGAAGUACGGAGAUAAUGCAACUCUGAUUCUAGGUACAAAUAGUUCGAAAGAGCCAAAUUCGUGGGUUCGUCCAAAAAAUCGUAUUAGGCCAAGACCUGGUAUGCCAGCAGCAAAUAACCUAGGAGCAGCAUACUCUACGAUGAUAAUUGAAGUUGGUUACUGCCAGAGUCUUCCCGAUCUUCAUAGAAAAGUGGAACUAUAUUUUUCUCAACGAACCACCAUCCAAAUCGUAUUGUUUAUCAAGAUUUUUAAGCCUAGAAGAAACAAUACUAUUACAUUAAUUGCGGCAAAAUACGUUCGUACAAACCUGACUCCACUGAUUCCAGAACAAGUUAUCUCAUUUGGUACAGCAGCUCCACAUAAGGCAACUAAAGAUUAUAUUACCAAUAUCAUGCGAGUACCUCAGAAUCACUUUAUUGGAUUUGGCAGAAGAGACCCAGUUACUGAAAACAGCUACCCUGCUUGUAACAUGGCUGGUAUUGGGAUAUAUAUCAUGAAUAUCCCAGCAAAUGAACUCUUUGAUGGAGAUAUUACCAUUCGACCUUUUACUCAAGAAAUGAAUCAAGGAUUUAAUUUGGAUCUUUAUGAGAUUCAUGAAGCAAUAGUUGAUGAAUUUAACGUUUAA
This is a messenger RNA of Rhizophagus irregularis DAOM 181602=DAOM 197198, 1026 nucleotides long. RefSeq lists its product as uncharacterized. Lineage: Eukaryota; Fungi; Glomeromycota; Glomeromycetes; Glomerales; Glomeraceae. The record is from RefSeq and is a predicted model, not a curated record.